CCUUAAUCGGUAACGAUCGGCGGACUCAACCUCUCUGGAGUCUCCUCCUUUUCACGUGAAAUUGUUGAAGUUUCAAAGCUGUGGGUCUCUACAAGCUGGCAUUUGGCGAACAAAAAUUACACUCACAUAUUCAACAGGAGGCCUAAUGGAGAAGAAGAAGUUUCCCAUAGGACCUCAACAUUACACAUUGUAUGAAGAGAUAGGACAAGGCGUCAGUGCUUCGGUGUUCCGUGCUCUCUGUGUUACUCAUAAUCAGGUUGUUGCUAUUAAAAUUCUCGAUUUCGAGCGGGAUAAUUGUGAUUUGAAUAAUAUAUCUCGCGAAGCUCAAAUAAUGAACUUGGUAGACCACCCUAAUGUUCUCAAGUCACUCUGCUCUUUCGUGACUGAACAUAAUUUAUGGGUUGUCAUGCCUUAUAUGGCCGGGGGCUCUUGUCUUCAUAUCUUGAAGGCUGCAUAUCCAGAGGGCUUUGAGGAGGUUGUUAUUGCCACAGUUUUGCGUGAGGUACUCAAAGCUCUGGAAUAUCUUCAUCAUCAUGGCCAUAUCCACCGGGAUGUUAAAGCUGGAAACAUUCUCAUCGACACUCAAGGUGCAAUUAAGUUAGGGGAUUAUGGGGUUUCUGCUUGCUUAUUUGAUUCAGGUGACAGGCAACGUACAAGGAAUACUUUUGUAGGGACUCCCUGCUGGAUGGCACCUGAGGUUAUGGAUCAAGUGCACGGCUAUGACUUCAAAGCUGAUAUCUGGUCAUUCGGUAUAACUGCUUUAGAGCUUGCUCAUGGCCAUGCUCCUUUUUCAAAGUAUCCACCAAUGAAGGUUUUGCUAAUGACCUUGCAAAAUGCUCCACCUUGCCUUGAUUAUGAGAGGGACAAGAAGUUUUCCAAGUGUUUCAAGCAAAUGAUUGCUAGUUGCCUAGUCAAGGAUCCUACGAAACGGCCUUCUGCAAAGAAAUUAUUAAAGCAUACUUUUUUCAAACAAGCAAGAUCACAAGAAUAUAUAGCACGGAAACUUUUGGAGGGACUACCAGAACUAGGUGAUCGUAUGCAGGCACUUAAGAGAAAGGAAGAAGAUAUGCUUGCACAGAAAGAAAUUCCUGAUGGGCAAAUGGAGGAAAUAUCACAGAAUGAAUAUAAAAGAGGGAUUAGUGGCUGGAAUUUUAACCUUGAAGAUGUAAAAGCUCAAGCUUCCUUGAUCCCUGACGAGGACAUUUUAUCUGACAAAGAAGUAGGAGAAAGCUCCAGUACAAUUUCUGGGUCUGAUAGGCAAGAGCAAGAGAAUCAACUUCAGGAUCAGUGUCAGUCUCUUAGCCUAACUUCUGAAGCUGCAGAAACUGAAGAUAAUAGCGCGGUUCAGAAUUACAGUGCUGCUCCUGUACCAGUCGACUCAAUAGUGAGUCACAUAAAUAAAAUUGAGAAAUCUGAUGAUGCUACGAGUCUUGCUAGUGCAAACCAGGGAAUGCAGGUUUCUAAGAAUAAUUCUCCCUGUAAUGAUAAUCACACUGCAAACAAUUUGGUCGGGAACUCUGACUCGGAAAAUAAUGGGAAGGAGGUUAAAUAUACUCACACAAGGAAAGGGGGUUCUUAUUGCAGUAUUGAUGGUCCUGGCACAUCUCUUUCAGCAAGCAAAGGUGACAGGAGCGUAUUAAAUCUGAAUGGAGCUCAUGUUCCAACUGACGAUUCAACAUGUGAAAGUAUUUCUAAAACGUCUAAAAUGUCAGCAAAUAGUGAAGAGCAGGAUGAAAAGAUAAAACCAGUUGUUCAACAAAGAGGACGGUUCAAAGUUACUUCUGUGAAUGUUGACGUGGAAAAGGUUGCAGCUGCUCCAUCACCUGCAUUGCAAAAAAGUAUCAUCAUGCAGGUCAUUUCUCAGGACCCAUGCAUUUCUAUGCAAUCACCAUCUUGUGCUACACCACUGAACCAACUAGCAGAUGCACUUUUCCCCACACUGCAAUCCAUUUUGCAAACAAAUAUUCUACAAAGGGAGGGUAUUCUUAAUCUAAUGAAGCAGCUCUCUGAUGGUGACUCUUCAGCUAUUCGUCCAGUAGAUGUAGGAAUUACACUGAAUACCAAUGGCACAGAUAAAUCCUCGCUAGAAGCAGCUCAUGAUAGGGAAAAGAAGUUGCUUAGUGAAGUUACUGAUCUGCAAUGGAGGCUCAUCUGUGCUCAAGAAGAGCUUAAGAAAUAUAAAACAGAAAAAGCCCAGGUAUGAUUUGUGCAAUCAGUCGAUCAAAACAAAGUUUCAAUAUAAAGAGACCCCUGAAACAGAGCAUCUAAAGAAAAAAAGCUGAACAAAUUAUUUAUAUAAUGAUCUAGAGAUGAUUAAAUUUAAUUAGAGAUAUGUACUACUUAAACAGUAGGUUUUAUAAUAUUUCAAUUGGUGAUGAUAUGAACUGCGCCCAUUCUCGGCGCUUGCUCAUUUCCAUAUUCUGCUAGAUGAUGUAAUUAGAAAUUUAAUUCUUCUUAAUACUCGGACCAUUUAACUCUGUUAGGAGGACAAACAUUGUCCUGUUAUAUGGAGUACAAGUUAAUUUAGAUAUUUCAGUUCUGACUUGGUUUACAUCUCUUCUGUUACAUUGUUGGUACUUGGUAUUGAGGUUUUCCAUUCACAUUAUCACUAUUUACUUGGUACUCCCUUCCCCAUUAUCCUCAAUUUUCUAUAUUUUAAUUUUUUUUUAAAAUUGGAUGAGAUUAGGGGUGAUCGUGAUCCGGUUAUGAUGGUGGAACUUUUCAUUUUUUGUUUUUAUAUUUAUUUUUAGAAAUAAAUUAUUUGUUUUUAUUUUAAAAAUAUAAUUAACCUUUUUGCCAAAAAUUAAGUAUUUAUUAAGUAAGUAAAAAAUCAAACUCUAACACAUACAUAAUUGAAAGAAUAUUAUAUAUUACAAAUUCGUUUAUUGAAAAUAAGUUUUUUUUGAAAGGAAUAUUGAAUAAGUGUUUAUAUCCUAAAUUAAGAACUCCCGAACAUUUUCUCUGUUAGGAAUUUUGCGUAUCCAAAUCAUUCAUUCCAUUUUAAAGAUAAAUUUGUAUAUUGUUUCUUUAAUUAAUUUGAACAAGAAUGUCAAUGAAGUUGGGUUUCAGUCCUUUUAGGAUCGUCAUCAAUCAAAUUCUUCGCCAUCCAGUAAACCCCAGUUUGUAAUUGCAUAGACGUCUAUACAGCUGGCUUUCAUGUGAUUAGGACGCCCAUCCUGCAGCAGAAGAACAGAUGGCUGGUUGGCCGGGCUGGUUCCGAUUUAAAAAUUCUUUUCAACUUUGUAAGUUGAAAAAUGAACUGAUAUAGAGGAGGAGAUAUUUUAAGAUAAUUUUUACAUCCGUAAUAAUAAUUCACUGGAGUUUGGUUAAAUUUUAAUUAACCAAUCAUAAUUAUUCUAACAAACAUUAGGCACGUGAAUAAGAUAUUAAUCAUUCAAUUUUGGUAUAAGAAAAUAAAGUGAGUGAACGAACUAUACAAUUGGGUUAAGAUAGUGAUUAUCUUAAUAUUGUUUCAGUGACCAACUAAAUAAUUAAUCUCAUAAAAAAGUUAAGAGCUCUAGGAAGUUUUUAAAGAAUUUCUGAAAUAUGUUCCGAGCACUAGUUUUUGAUAUCUUCUUUAAAUUUGAAAUUAAAAACUCCUUUCUUAUAUUGGAGAUCCUCUGGUCACUUGUAUAAAUUCAUGUGCACAUCUCCUCAUCUUAUCUUCAAUUCACUCAAUUCGAAUGAUAAGUGAACUGCAAGACCUGAAGGUGUUAGCCAGGAGGAUGAGCUUCUGUCAUCUUAUGUAUUCUAACAUCCAAUACACACCUAUUUAACCCUCUCUCUCAUCGACAACCCUGCUGCAUACAUAUCAUUUUUCCAUUACAAAACAUGGUUUUUACCAUGGUGUUUCUAUAGCAAGUACAGUGGCUAGUGUACCAGCUUCUAGCAAAUUCAUGUUACCGAGCUGCAAUGAAGUUAAAAAAUUACGUGUUCUU
This is a messenger RNA of Daucus carota subsp. sativus, 3938 nucleotides long. Its product is annotated as serine/threonine-protein kinase BLUS1-like. Gene Ontology annotation, molecular function: ATP binding; protein serine/threonine kinase activator activity; protein kinase activity. NCBI's taxonomy places the organism in Eukaryota, Viridiplantae, Streptophyta, Magnoliopsida, Apiales, Apiaceae. The transcript is spliced from 22 exons. The record is from RefSeq and is a predicted model, not a curated record. Bases 146 to 2203 code for a protein of 685 amino acids. Gene Ontology annotation, biological process: protein phosphorylation.